Molecule: messenger RNA, 1091 nt
Organism: Leptinotarsa decemlineata (Colorado potato beetle)
Lineage: Eukaryota; Metazoa; Arthropoda; Insecta; Coleoptera; Chrysomelidae
Gene: Fa2h
Product: Fatty acid 2-hydroxylase
Biological process (GO): lipid biosynthetic process; fatty acid metabolic process
Cellular component (GO): membrane; endoplasmic reticulum
Molecular function (GO): heme binding; iron ion binding; fatty acid 2-hydroxylase activity
Source: RefSeq, a predicted model, not a curated record
CUAAUAGUUGUAUUUUUUUUUUUAGAAACUAGUGGACUGGGACAAACCCAUGCUUGGUCAAGUUGCAAAGUUAGGAACAAAAUACUACGAAUGGGUGACGUCACCUGUAGAUAGAAAUCUCCGAUUAUUUGGCAAUCCCAUACUGGAACACCUGACAAUAACGCCGUGGUAUGUCGUACCUUCGGUAUGGAUCCCAAUAAUCAUUUAUUUUGUAAUAAUCGGAACGAACAAAUACGUACAAAUCACUAAAGAUUCCACGCCAAUGGGACCAGUAGCGUUAAGUGUAGUAGAAGGCGUCAUUUUAUGGACCCUCAUUGAAUAUUCCCUCCACAGGUGGGUUUUUCAUAUAGAACCCUCCGGCAAAUCGAAAGCAAUGAUUUAUUUUCAUUUUGUGAUACACGGAUUGCACCACAAAGUUCCUUUCGACCCAAAAAGGUUAGUUUUCCCUCCGUUUCCAGCUGCAAUCAUCGCUUUCACCUUGUAUCAAACGUUAUCCGUGUUGAUACCUGAUUCAAAUAGACUACUGGUCUUAGCAGGGGGAUUGGCAGGUUAUGUGAUCUAUGAUAUGAUUCAUUUUUACCUUCACCAUGGAUCGCCGAAAGAAAAUGGUUACUUUUAUCAUCUGAAAAGGUACCACAAUCAACAUCAUUUUGCACACGAUGAUCUCGGAUUUGGCAUAAGCAGCAUGUUCUGGGACAAAAUUUUUGGAACAGCUUUGAAGCUACGGAAAUUGAAAAUAGGAAUAAAGUGGUGAUUGAAUCGAACAUCAAUUCUUCUUGAGAUAUAAUGCACAGGUCCGGUCUCCGAGCCAACUGAACCCGGUCCUGCGAAAUGUGAGAUGUUACUUUAUUUUCAUGUGUACAUAUUUUUUGCAGCACUUCGUGCCUGUUGUUACUACACUAAGUGUUCUUGAAAAGAGUGAUUUUCUCAUUUAUGUGUUCGUAGUUCAUAUAGGGAUUGCCUUAACUUUACGAAAAGAAUUUAAACAAACCAAAGAAAUUAAUAUUUUUGAGAAUGCGUCCUAUAUUUGAUUCACUUAGACUAGGUAUGAAUUGUACAAUAUCACUUUUUUAAUGAAACGUUUGAAACCA